Ipomoea nil (Japanese morning glory) is the source of this 1735-nucleotide messenger RNA. RefSeq names its product protein AAR2 homolog. Lineage: Eukaryota; Viridiplantae; Streptophyta; Magnoliopsida; Solanales; Convolvulaceae. Bases 156 to 1361 code for a protein of 401 amino acids. The record is from RefSeq and is a predicted model, not a curated record. The transcript has 13 exons. Gene Ontology annotation, biological process: spliceosomal tri-snRNP complex assembly.
UUUUCAGUGACCGGCUGUCAAAUUGGGAAGGGGUAAUAUGUCUAAAGAGGAAGCAGCGCAAUAUUUUGUGUUUCAGAAAGGAGGAAGGAGAAGCAGAAGCAGAAGCUUGUAAAGUUGUAAGAGGAAGAGUUCCUUUGAGGUAUUUGAGAAGAAAGAUGGAUCCAGACGCGGCUUUACAGUUGGUGAAGGAGGGCGCUACACUGCUCCUACUCGACGUUCCUCAGUCCACACUCAUAGGCAUUGACACUCAGAUGUUUUCUUCGGGGCCUAACUUCAAGGGUAUCAAAAUGAUUCCUCCUGGAGUUCAUUUCGUUUAUUAUAGCUCAUCUAACAGGGAAGGCAAUGCAUUCUCACCAAUCAUUGGUUUCUUCAUUGUUGCAGGCCAUUCAGAGGUAAUUGUUAGGAAAUGGGAUCAGAACGAGGAGAAAUUUGUCAAAUUGUCUGAAGAAGAUGAAGAGAGAUAUGGUCAAGCUGUGAGGAGAUUGGAGUUUGACAGACAACUAGGCCCUUAUAUGCUGAAUCAAUAUGGAGAUUGGAGACACCUGUCUAACUAUAUUACAAAGGCUAUCAUUGAACGCUUAGAGCCUAUAGGAGGAGAAAUUUCUGUCUCAUCUGAACCUGAUAGCAUCAGCAACAUUCCUAAGACAACCAUGGAAAAAGCUUUGGCUGAGCAGCUGAAGAAUAGUAAAUUUUCAAGGCCAGUUGAGAAGCCUGAAAGAAAAGGUUGUUACUUCACGCCAAUUCCUCGUCUUAUAAAACAUAAGGGAUUGUCCGGGCACGACCUUACAAACAUGAACCUUGACAAGACACAGGUAUUGGAGACCAUUAUAGCAAAGGAAUAUGGCGGAAAUGAAAAUUCCCUUCUGGGAGAAUUGCAAUUUUCCUUUAUUGCAUUUCUGAUGGGACAGUCACUUGAAGCAUAUUUACAGUGGAAGCUUAUUGCCAGCCUUUUUCUUGGAUGUACAGAGGCUCCUCUUCACACAAGGAGUCAGCUAUUCACCAAGUUUGUCCAAGUAAUAUAUUAUCAGUUGAAAUUUGGAUUUCAAAAGGACGAUAAAAAUGCCGAUGUUGCAGAGAAAGGAGCCAUGGCAUUGUUGGAUGAGUCUUGGUUAUCUGAUGACAGUUUCCUGCACAUCCUUUGCAAGGACUUCUUCUCACUGCUACUUGAGGCCCCUGUGAUUGAUGGUGACCUCCUAUCAUGGACUAGAAAACUCAAAGAUCUGCUCGAGGACUCUCUUGGUUGGGACUUUGAAUCGAACAAUGCAGCUGACGAAUUAAAUUUUGAAGAUGAUGAGUAUGCUCCAGUGGUAGAGAUGAUAGAUGAACCAGGCCAUAGCGGCAUGGACACAUCUUCAAUCUAAACCCUAGCCAGAGGCAGACAAUUAUACCGAGGGCAAACUCAUUUUGCGGACCAACUAACGUCAGUGUGCUUUGUAUAUUACUGCAAAUAGUUGAAGGUAUUACCAUGAUCAAAUGGUGGAGUUUAAUUUACAGGUCAGAUAUUGAUAGAAUUUUCUCACUGUAAUAUAAUGUUGCCUAAUCUACAGGAAAGCAACCUUUAUGUGGCCUUGUUUUGGUUUUGCUUACUUUGUUUUUGUGGUCCACUUCAAUCCAUACUUGUUACAUGUCACUGAAUUGAAGCUUUGAUAGUUUGAUUCUUAUUUUUAGAUUCUCAAAUUCCUUGAGUUGGGAGACCCGUACAGAAUAUGGUUUAUAUAUUUGACUAUUUGAGGGA